AUGUCGCCCGUACCACCCCCAGCCGGCGCCUUCGUCCCAUCCGAUGACUGGACCGAGGAUCCAUCUUUCGACCUGUCACCUUCCGCCCAUCAUUUCGCCUUACCCACCUCUCCCUCGUCUUCAUCCACCUCGUCUACGUCCCAUCGCUCGUACAGCAAUUCUCGACAGCACGCUUCCUCGCCUCUUCGUCAGUCGUACACGGGUGUCAGCAAAGGUACGAUCAAGUUGAAGAAGAGGGAAGACGUAGAAGAACUAUUAGAUUUCGAUGAAGAUGGAUUUGAUCUUCCAACGAGUACCCACAACUUGACGAGACCAUCCAGACCAAGAUCCUCGACAUCAUCUUCAAUCACACGCACGGUGAUAGGUAGUGGACCUACUGGAGUAGGAACGAUAACGAAGUUGGGUAGUUCACCUGUAUCUCAACCCAGCAUCAUGAAAGGGACGGUCAAAGCUCGUGCGCUUGCUAUAGAGAAAUCAUGGGAGGCAGAUGUCGAUUUUGACGAUGACGAUCUUAAAUCCAUCACCACAAUCCCUAACAAAUCGAAACACAGUACCAAUAUCAGCACUAUAAAAAGAUUAACCCUAUCUCCACCUAGGAAAGGAUUCAUGCCACCACCCGACGCAUUAGAUAAUUUAGGAUUUGACCUGGACGAAGAGGAUCAAGCUACGUUGAAAGCUGGUGCAACUAUAAAAGCAAUGUUACCGCCGCCAUCUAACAAGAACAGAAGAGAUUCCACCAUCAAAUCAUCUAAAUCCAAUACCAACCUAAAUGUCAUUCCCGUUCCAUCGACUCCCCCAAACCAAGAUCCAGAUUCGAUUGAAUUGGAAUCUGAUUUCGCUCUACCUCUCAACCUUACCAAUCUCACUCUGGCCACUCAGCCUCAACAUUCACGUAAGAACAGUAACAAAUCUAGAAUAUCCAACGCAUCGACCACGACAGCUACUACCGCCGAAUCAUGGGACUCACCCGGAAGUAGUAACAAGAAAGGUUGGGGAUGGGGAUCAGAAGAUUCACCUGGACCAAGUGACGCGCAUAAAAGAAGAUCAGAAACUUCAGCUACUAGUAUAUCAGAUGCUUUACCUGAAACUUCCGACGAAACUAAAUCACGAACUAGAAACUUGUUGGUGGAACCUGAUAAUGAUUUAGAACGUGAAGAGGAUGAUAUGGAAAAUGGUCUGAUCUUACCUUCUCCCACUUUCUUUUCUAAUAAAAGAUCAAAAGAGCUGAACUCCAUAUUGGAUAAAAAGAGGAAACCUCAAUUCGCACCCACACCUAAAAAUAAUCACCCUCACCAUUCGAAUGCUAUUGAUGAAGGUUCGAGGAGAGGACAUCAUAUGGAUGAUUCGUUCGAGGAUGGUUUAGUAUUGGAUGAACCAGGAGUGGAAUUGAGCAAACACAGAUUAAGAGAGAAGAAACGUGCUAGAGAUAAAUUCCCAAUAUCCACUAUCAAACAACGUGGUGGGCCUUCCACGGGCACUACCACUUCCACCAAGAGCGUAGCUAGAGAAAGAGAAAAAGCAUGGGAGAAACAGCGUGAACGAGAUUGGGGGAGAGUAACUCCUGUCAACAAUACCAAUAUCAAUUCAAGAGAACGAACACAUUCUACACUCGGUCUUACAUUCCGAAGUAAUUCGGCAUCAGCAGGAACCUUGUUGAAAGAUGGAGGUAACAACCGAGUUGAUUCACCUAGCUUGUUGACGGGAAGAGAGAAAGAAUCAAUGAGAUCUAGAUCAGGUCAUAUACAUUCAAUGUUACCUCCUCCUCCAUCUAUACCACCAGCAGCACCAACAGCCACUCCAUCUUCUAGAUUACGACAUCAAAAAUCACAUUAUCACCUCGCUGCUCAACCUACUCCUUCGCCAAAUCUGGCUCGUAAACAGUCCCUGGCGUCACUACAAGAUGCUUUGGCAGAUCGGACAUUUACUCCGUCGGGUGUAGGAGAAACGCCAAGGUAUCACAACUCCACAUCUAGAUUGACAAUGCCAACAUCAAGUUCGAAAGCUAAAAGUCGUCCACCAAUUAAUUCGAUUUUUCCUACUCAUACACCUCAAUCAUCUGCUAGUUCAUCUUCCAGUAUACAUCCCUCUCUUAGGGAUAGAGAUGGAGUGAAGAGAAUGGUGGAUAUGCCGAAGAGAAGUAAGACAUGGGGUGAUGGAUCGGAAUUGGAUGGGAUUGAUGAUUUGACGAUUGAUGAUGAUCAGCAUAAGUCGACAAUUAAGGGGAGUGCGAUAAGUGGUUUGGGAUUAGGUAAACCGAGUAGAAGAGGUCAUGAGCCGUUAACGUCACGCCCCACAACAUCAUCAAAUAUCAAACCUACACCGACGCCCUUUGAAUAUGCAGAAAGAAGGAAGAAAUCUGGCUCAGGUCCCACAACGAAUAAUACUACCUCAACGUCAACAGCGAAGAGGAAGAAUAGGAAACCUGCUUUGAUCAAGCAUUUUGGUGUAGCCGAUAAGAAGAAGGUGGUCGGUGAGAUGACCUGGAAUCCAAGUACAUUACGAUGGGAAGGUAACGAGUCGAUCUUAAGGGAUUUCGACACCAUAUCGACUUCCGCUCGACCAGCUCUUAUCACUCAUUAUACCGGUUCUUCAGUGGGUGUAGGUGGAUUAUCAUCACCUGUCGGUUCGGCUCCUGCUGCACCUCGCAUAGUCGGUGAUAUGCAAUUCGAUCCGAUCCAAAUGAAAUGGGUUAGUAUAUUAUCGCCGGAAGAAGAUGAACCUGAUCCAUUUGAGGGUAUGGCGGAUGAUGAAGAUGAUGAAUUUGGUUUUGGGACUGGUACGAUCACAAGAUCAUCAGGUAGGAAGUUUGUGACUGUUGGUCUGAACUCGAUAGGAGGAGGUGGUGGAUCCUCGAACUGGACAUCCAGACUAGCUUCUGAAUCAUCUGUUAUGACUUCGACAACUACCAACACAUCGGCAUCGACGAACCAAGGGUCGAAUUGGGAUGAAAAUGGAUCUGGUAUGGUGUCUGAGGAAUUAUGGAAGGAAUGUAAGAUGGCUGAAGAAAGACACAAGAAGGAGAUGAAAGGGUGGAUCAUGAGGAGUACCUCAAAUACGAAUGAAUUGAGAGAGAGGGAGAGGAAAGAGGAAAAGAGAUUAUGGGAAAUCAGAAAUUUAGCUAUGAAGAGUUGA
This is a messenger RNA of Kwoniella mangroviensis CBS 8507, 3132 nucleotides long. RefSeq lists its product as uncharacterized. Gene Ontology annotation, biological process: regulation of Ras protein signal transduction; mitotic spindle orientation checkpoint signaling. Lineage: Eukaryota; Fungi; Basidiomycota; Tremellomycetes; Tremellales; Cryptococcaceae. Bases 1 to 3132 code for a protein of 1043 amino acids. Gene Ontology annotation, cellular component: SIN/MEN two-component GAP complex; mitotic spindle pole body. The record is from RefSeq and is a predicted model, not a curated record. Gene Ontology annotation, molecular function: GTPase activator activity. The transcript has 3 exons.